UGGAUUUUUGCAUCGUACAAGAAAAAGCAUAUGUCUAUUAUACUUUAAACAACAUUCAUGUGUAAAUAUAUGCGGUUGCGCAAGGAAAGCUUAAUUAGGCAACAAUAGUACUUGCAUAUAUUCACCGUACGUGAUUUUGCCUAAUAAAUAAUAAUACAUGUAAACAUAUGCAAUCCCUUUCUUACGUAGUAUAACCUUUUGUUAACAGGGAACUAAAGAAGGACUUGCUCUACAUUUUCCUUAUGACAAUACUAGUUUCAGUACCGAAGCAUUUGCCAAUAUGAAGGAACUGAGAUUGCUUCAGCCCAUCAACGUGCUGCUCAAUGGAGAUUACAAACAUCUUCCCAAAGAGUUACUAUGGUUGUCUUGGAGUUCCUUCCCUUUGCAGUCCAUACCAGAUGACUUUUUUAAUCUAGAUAAAUUGGUAGUUUUAGAUAUGAGUUUUAGCAAUCUGGUACAAGUUUGGGAGGGUUCCAAGUCGCUACAUAACUUGAAAACCCUUGAUCUCAGCCGUUCCUAUGACUUACAGAAAUCACCGGACUUUUCACAAGUCCCAAAUCUUGAAGAGUUGAUAUUGGAAGGGUGUGAGAGUUUGACCGAGAUUCACCCCUCCAUUGGUCAUCUUAAAAGACUUUCUUUGGUGAACCUUAAAAGUUGUUCCAAUCUUCGUUCUCUUCCAAGGGAUUUCUAUAAAUUAAAAUCUGUUGAGACUCUUCUUCUUAAUAGGUGUUCAAAAUUCAUAGAACUGCAUGAGGAUAUAGGGGAGAUGAUAUCACUGAGAACACUUGAAGCAGAUGGUACAGUCAUAAGAGAAGUACCACCUUCCAUAGUAGGAUUGAAGAAUCUCACUCGUUUAUCUCUGGACGGUACUACGGGUAUUCGAUUAUCCCUUGACCGCAUGAGCUACGUAGAGCUUAAUGGAGAAUACAAACAUCUUCCCAAAGAGUUAAUACGGUUGCGUUGGUUUGGAUGCCCUUUAAAGUCCAUACCGGAUGACUUUUUUAAUCAAGAUAAACUAGUUGUUUUAGAUAUGCGGUGGAGCCAACUGGUACAAGUUUGGGAAGGUUCCAAGUCACUACAUAACUUGAAAAUCCUUGAUCUCCGCUGUUGCCGUUCCUUACAGAAAUCACCGGACUUUUCACAAAUCCCAAAUCUUGAAGAGUUGAUAUUGGAAUACUGUAUUAGUUUGUCCGAGAUUCACCCCUCCAUUGGUCAUCUUAAAAGACUUUCUUUGGUGAACCUUAAAAGUUGUUCCAAUCUUCGUUCUCUUCCAAUGGAUUUCUAUAAAUUGAAAUCUGUUGGGACUCUUCUUCUUAAUGGAUGUUGGAAAUUCAGAGAACUACAUGAGGAUAUAGGGGAGAUGAUAUCGCUGAGAACACUUGAAGCAGAGCAAACAGCCAUAAAAGAAGUACCACCUUCCAUAGUAGGAUUGAAGAAUCUCACUCGUUCUUGUAAUUCAAGAAGGCCAUACCUCCACUCACUCUGAGAUACAAAGGCAUCUGUUUCUUCUUCCCUAGGGUUUUCGUCUGCAAGACCAGCUUUGAUUGGGGAAGCGUCACUUUUAUAGUCCGUAAUAAUUCUCAUCUCACUUUCUUCACUCACAACAUUUUUGGUCUGCAUAAAGAACAUUACUACGUUUAGCUUCGUAAAGUUAUAUUUGUAAGGU
This is a messenger RNA of Malus domestica (apple), 1666 nucleotides long. Its product is annotated as disease resistance protein RPV1-like. NCBI's taxonomy places the organism in Eukaryota, Viridiplantae, Streptophyta, Magnoliopsida, Rosales, Rosaceae. The record is from RefSeq and is a predicted model, not a curated record. Gene Ontology annotation, biological process: signal transduction. Gene Ontology annotation, molecular function: protein binding.